Molecule: messenger RNA, 1341 nt
Organism: Striga hermonthica
Lineage: Eukaryota; Viridiplantae; Streptophyta; Magnoliopsida; Lamiales; Orobanchaceae
Source: the annotation of a GenBank genome assembly
AUGUUGGAUCUAAAUGUUGACGCCGUUUUUCUGGUCGAACCCGACGAGGCCCACCGCGGCGGCAAGACGGAGGCCACCGCGGAUUCAGUGGCGUCCACCACCACAUCCACCACCAACAUUGCUUUCCCCACCACCGCCGGGGCGGAAGAGGUCGGCGAUUGCAGCAGCGCCGCCCGCCUGUCCACCUUCAAUUUCCCGAUCCUUGACAAGGGGGUGAUCGAGAUUGAGGACGACGAAGUUGGCGAUGAGGUCACCGAUAGCAGGAACGAAGGGCUGCAACUCUUCCCGGUCGGGGCACCCUCGCCGUCUCCGUCGUUUCUGAGGGCCGGGUACUGGCUGAAUCUCUCGGCGCCCAAGGUCGGGGAUGGCGGCGGGGUGGAUUUUGGGGCUUACAGGACGAGUAAUCUGGUGCAGCAGCAGCCCCAGCCGCAGGUGAAGAAGAGCAGGCGUGGGCCCCGCUCUCGGAGCUCUCAGUAUCGAGGGGUCACCUUCUACCGGAGGACUGGGAGAUGGGAGGAUUGUGGCAAACAGGUCUAUUUAGGAGGGUUUGACACAGCUCAUACUGCAGCUAGAGCAUAUGAUCGUGCUGCAAUCAAGUUUCGUGGGGUUGAUGCUGAUAUCAAUUUCACUCUCAGUGAUUAUGAAGAGGAUAUGAAACAGAUGAAGAACCUGACAAAACAAGAGUUUGUUCACAUUCUUCGCCGUCAAAGCACAGGUUUCCCUCGAGGAAGCUCAAAGUACAGAGAUGUUACACUGCAUAAAUGUGGUCGAUUGGAGGCAAGAAUGGGUCAAUUCUUUGGGAAGAAGCCUUAUAACCAAGCUGCAUUCAAAUGUAAUGGAAGAGAAACUGUGACGAACGUCGAGCCUGGUAACUAUGAGAGGAAAAUUGCCCGCCACAAAGAUGGUGGUUGUGGCAGCAAUCUUGAUCUCAACCUUGGGAUGUCUUUAUCUUCAGAUGGGCCACAUGGUAAUAGCAUAACAAGGGGUUUGCAGUUCUCUCAUGCCUCAAAUGAAUUGCCUAAUGGCAAGAGAGUAAAGGUCGAAAAUGCUUCAGCUUCACCCGAAGAGUUUGGAAAGUCAACCAAUUGUGCUCCAAUGGGGGCUGCUGGCCUAUAUUCUGGGUCUGCCCCAAAUGCUAAGGAAAGAGCAACCAGAGGUGAAGACAUUCGUUUUUUGCCUGGAUUCACAAACUGGAUCACAACCAGAGGUGAAGACAUUCGUUUUUUGCCCGUAUUGUCUUCUUCUUCCUCUGCAGCAUCAUCAGGAUUCUCUCCCGCUACUCUCCUGCCUCAGUUACACAACAUUCCACAACAGCCUUCACUCAAUUUCAAUUUCGGUUAA